This is a messenger RNA of Brassica oleracea var. oleracea, 1201 nucleotides long. RefSeq names its product coiled-coil domain-containing protein 130-like. The transcript is spliced from 6 exons. Bases 103 to 1050 code for a protein of 315 amino acids. The record is from RefSeq and is a predicted model, not a curated record. NCBI's taxonomy places the organism in Eukaryota, Viridiplantae, Streptophyta, Magnoliopsida, Brassicales, Brassicaceae. Gene Ontology annotation, biological process: mRNA splicing, via spliceosome. Gene Ontology annotation, cellular component: post-mRNA release spliceosomal complex; U2-type spliceosomal complex.
UACAACUCUUCUACAUAGGGCGAGAGAGCCAAAGAGAUUUUAGGCUGAUACGAGGAGAAAGGAAAUUAGGAAGAAGGAUUAGAUCAAUCUCGAUUGAACAAGAUGUCGACUCUUUCAGCUGCGAGGGCAGACAACUUCUACUAUCCACCAGAAUGGACACCCGAUCAAGGUUCCUUGAACAAGUUCCAAGGCCAGCAUCCUCUCAGAGAGAGGGCAAAGAAGAUAGGCGAAGGGAUUCUUAUCAUAAGGUUUGAGAUGCCGUAUAAUAUAUGGUGUGGUGGCUGCAAUUCUAUGAUUGCCAAGGGUGUUCGUUUCAAUGCUGAAAAGAAGCAAGUUGGCAACUAUUACUCUACAAAGAUAUGGAGCUUUGCGAUGAAAGCACCGUGCUGCAAGCAAGAGAUAGUCAUUCAGACAGAUCCUCAGAACUGCGAGUAUGUGAUUACUAGUGGUGCCCAGAAGAAGGUUGAGGAAUACGACGUUGAAGACGCUGAAACCAUGGAGCUCACUGCUGAGGAAGAGAAGGGAAAGCUGGCAGACCCGUUUUAUCGUUUAGAGCACCAAGAAGUCGAUCUGCAGAAGAAGAAAGCAGCAGAACCGCUUCUGGUCCGUCUCCAGCGAGUCUCAGAUGCAAGACACGCAGAUGACUACUCCCUAAACAAAGCUCUACGUGCCCAGAUUAGGGGACAAAGGAAACGUGUAGCUGAAGAAGAGGCUGCUUCAAGGAAGCUAGGCUUGGGGAUAAGACUUCUUCCCAAAAGCGAAGAAGAUGUUGCAGCUGCAUCACACGUGAAUUUCAAGACCAAGUUUGAUAAGAACCUAAAGGAUAAACGAGCGCUGAUCCAUGCAUCUUCCAUCUUUCCCGAGUCAUCUUACUCCAUGUCGUCAUCGUCGAGCAAGAAAAGAUUGGAGCUAGAAGCUAAGAGAAGGAAGAUAUGCGCAGGGUCAGCGUCGAGCUUAUUGAGUGGAGGAUUCAAAGCUUCAUCAUUGUCUAAAACCCCAUCAUCAUCAACCAAGUUCAAGAGCUCAACAGUUUCUGUAAGGAAGCUGUAGUUUAGGCAACUGUUUCUGAAUCUUUGCGAAAGUUAAAUCAGUUGUCAACUUGUUAUACGUGUGGAAAAUUAAAUUGGAUUCUGACUUUGGUCUUGUCAUCAAUAUGUAAUAAUAAGUCAACAUGAAAUGAUUGAAAUGAGUUGAUAAGAAA